Messenger RNA from Morus notabilis, 3173 nucleotides. RefSeq lists its product as uncharacterized. The record is from RefSeq and is a predicted model, not a curated record. NCBI's taxonomy places the organism in Eukaryota, Viridiplantae, Streptophyta, Magnoliopsida, Rosales, Moraceae. The transcript is spliced from 4 exons. The coding region runs from base 177 to 2999 and encodes 940 amino acids.
UCUCCAAAAAUUUCUCUCUCUCUCUCUCUCUCUCUCUCUCUUGUGAACUCUCAUAUAACGUGAACUUAGACCGCAGGAUUUGAAGAAAAUCCGUGGCUGUACAUUGAAAUUCUUUUGUUUUUUUGGCUUGUAAUAAUUAGCUAAAGCUUGGUGGGGUUUGGUUAAAUAAGCUUCGAAUGAUGGGGUUAGAACGGCAUCCGGGGAUGAGAAGCGGGGAUUAUUUGGAAGGAAUGCUUAACGACUAUGUCAAUGGUACUGGGAAGGCCAACUCCAAGACGUUUAAGCCUCAGAAAAGUGGGUCAGGCAGGCUUGUCACCUUCCUUACAUGUCUCCAAUUCGCUUUCGCGGUUUACGCGACGUUCCUUCUCUACUACAUGAGCCCUACCAUAGAUUUAAGAACCAAACCGGAGUUCACAUGGGCAACAAGAAUAGCUCAGAAUUGGAAGAGCCUCAUAAUCACCCCACACGUCCUUGGUCACUACCAAGAGUCAGCCAACUCUCUAGUUCAAUCUGAAAUCCACCCCAUCCUACCGAUAUCCCAAGUUUGCGAGCACGAAAAGAUCGAUUUCUCGCAGAAGAAGUCCAACGACGCGGCGAUGAUCAAGAUCAAGAGGGAGCUUUACAAUGAGGUGUUGGAUUUCCAAAGCAAGUCAGUAGGCACAGAGACUCUUGCUCAGCUCAUGGCAAUGAAGUCCAAGUGGGACUUGAGAGGUCCUAAUUAUAGGCCUAAAGUCACUGUCAUAUUGAACCACUUCAAGAGGAAAACUCUUUGUGCUCAAUUGGAUUCAUUGCUUCAUCAAACACUUCCAUUUCACCAUGUUUGGGUGCUCUCCUUUGGGAGCCCCAAUGAAAUGUCCCUCAAGAGAAUCGUCGAGAGCUACAACGAUUCGCGGAUCAGCUUCAUCAGCUCGAGCUACGAUUUCAAGUACUACGGAAGGUUCCAAAUGGCUUUGCAGACCGAGGCUGAUCUUGUGUACAUCCUUGAUGAUGACAUGAUUCCUGGGAAGACAAUGUUGCAGAUUUUGUCACACGUGGCCGGGACCGAGAAGUACCACAAUGCGGUUUUGGGCAGUAUUGGGAGGAUCUUGCCCUUUAGGCAGAAGGACUUCACCUUCCCCAGCUACCGAAAAUUCCGGUCCAAGGAAGCCGGGCUCUACUUGCCUGAUCCUGCUUAUGAUAUCACAGUUGAUAAGAUUGUGCAGGUUGAUUUCCUUUCAAGCUCUUGGUUUUUGUCUGCAGAUCUUGUUAGGACUCUUUUCACUGAGACACCUUUCACUUUUGCAACUGGAGAAGACCUUCACCUCAGUUACACGCUUCAAAAGUACAGAAACGCAGGGUCGUUUGUUCUUCCAGUUGAUGCAAACGACAAGGAAACAUGGGGUGACAGUGAACACAGGCUUGCAUAUGUUUCCGAAACGACGGUGAUCUUCAAAGACGUUGUCCAAGUCCGGGACGACCAAUGGUGGAAGGCGCUGUCCACCGGUUAUAUCACACAGUGGGCCGCAAUGUACCCUCAGAAGAUUGAUGCGCUCUUCUAUGCCCACUCAGUUGAUGAAGUCAAGGCCCUCUCACCGCUUCUUGACAAGUUCCGAGCGACUGCCGGCAAGAAGGCCUACAUCGCGGUCGCGGGGGGCAAGUUCUGCCCUUGUGAAGAGGCCGCAGCCGCUCUCAAGUGGCCUAAGGUGGUUUGCAAGGAGAGGAGGUUUAAGAUAUUUGAUCUUGACGUGGGGGCUCUCUCGGGGAUAUCGAAUUCUGAGGUUCCGGUUGUACAGGCAGUUUAUGCGAGCGUGAAAGGUUUGAUCAAGAUUCACAACCCAAGUGUGGUGAUUACUGUGGCUGACAUCGAUCCCAAUGUGAAGAAAGCUCUGAAAAUGGCUUCAGAGACUGACUCUAAUGGUACUACAUUGGUUCUUUUGCCACGGCCUUCUGUGUCAAAGGUACUUUGGAUGGCCGACCUGCGAUCCACAGCCUUGCCAAAUUGGAGCCGCAUGCGGGUUUCGGUCAACAUCAUUACUCAAAACCGAGCUGAGUCACUGACGAGACUUCUCAACUCUCUAAAGAACGCCUACUAUGUUGGUGAUGAGAUUGGAAUUAGCUUCAACAUGGACAGCAAAGUGGAUGAGGCAACUAUUAGAGUAGUGAGCUCAUUUGAGUGGCCUCAUGGAGCCAAAACUCUGAGAAGGAGAAUCGUCCAAGGAGGCCUAAUUCGAGCGGUGAGUGAGAGUUGGUACCCCUCAUCUGACGACGAUUUCGGUCUCUUACUGGAGGAUGAUAUCGAAGUCUCUCCUUAUUACUAUCUAUGGAUCAAAUAUGCCCUCUUAGCCUACCACUAUGACCCCCAAGUUUCCCUCCCUGAGCUCUCAUCAAUCUCCCUUUACACGCCUAGAAUCGUUGAAGUUGUCAAAGAGAGGCCUAAAUGGAACCCAACCGAAUUCUUCAAGAAAAUCCACCCAAACACACCUUAUCUCCACCAGUUACCCUGCAGUUGGGGGGCAGUUUUCUUCCCAAAACAGUGGAGAGAGUUCUAUGUGUACAUGAACAUGAGGUUCACCGAAGACGCCAAGGCAAACCCGGUUCAGAUUCCCAAGUCAAGAACGAAUGGCUGGCAGGCCUCAUGGAAAAAGUUCCUCAUUGACAUGAUGUACCUCAGAGGCUAUGUCAGCCUCUACCCCAACUUCCCAAGCCAGGCAAGCUUCUCAACCAACCACAUGGAGCCGGGGGCUCAUAUCAGCGCGAAAGACAACGUUGUGAGGCACGACAAAGCUGAUUUCGAGGUGCCGCUGUUGAAGGAGGACUUCAGAGCUUUUUUGCCAAAUGGGAAAUUGCCUCCGGCCUCAAGGCUUCCAUCGUUGAACCUCUUUAACCAGCCACUUUCUCUUAAGGGAAUCAAGGCUGCCGGGGCUAAAUUGGGCCAGGAUGUGCUUGGAUGCAACAAUGCCACUGAGAUUGUGGCUGUUGAUCACCAAACGGGCCUUCCAACAAACUGUGCCAGUUUCUGAUCAGUUCCUCAUGUUAAUGUUUGUGUAAUUCAUUAUAUUCAUUUCUUCUUUUAAAGGGAAAGAAAGGAAAUUGUUUUUGUUUUAUUGUUGUUAUUAUUCUUAGGAGGUUGGUGUUUAGGCUUGUUUUACAUAUAUAGGCAGGUCAAUGUGGGGAUAAGUGGUCUGGGAUGAGAG